UCUGUCAGGGAAAGUGUUUUCCUUUUAACAGAGAAGUGAACAGAAGAGUAAAAACUGUGAUGAUAAUUUUGUGUUCCUAGACAUAUUAUUUAAAAGGAGUUAAAAAUUGUGAAUUAAACGAAAAAAAGUUGUUUUAAUAUAAUGUCUACUUCAAGUCAACAAGAAGAUGACCAAAUUCCGGAAGUUGUGGCAGAAUUAGAAAUGCUAACAUUUACAACGACAAUUCAAGAAACAAAAAGAGUUCUUCGAAGACGAUUAAUCCGAACAUGUGAUAAACGAAGAGUGAAAUUGAAGCCAGUGAAGCGUACCUUCAGCGAAAUGGAGAAUGAAGACGACGCUCGCAGAUUGUAUUUGAAUAAAUCGGUGAAGGAAUCGCCGCAUACAUUGGAGACAAUUUACGAGGAGGACGAGCACAUUGCGAUUGAUGCAAAUGAACAGCCGCAAAUGAGUACAAAACGUUUUAAGCGUAUGAUUAAUUUUCAAAGGAAGCCAAACGACAGUAAUAAGCAAAAGAAGCGUCGUUUGAAAAUAAAAAAAGUAUUCGGCUCAAAAUUGUCGAAGCCAAGGCGAAUGGAAUUAAAGGACGUUCUCAAGCGAUUAGAGUCGAUUCAUCAUUCAAAUUCAUCGAUGGACACCGAACAUAAUACGGAAUAAUUAAUAAUUCAUUUUAUUUGUAAACUCUUUCUUUUAAAUAUUUUUCUUUUUUCUAUUUUUCCCUUUUCCUCCAUUUUUCUUUCCUUCUUUUUUCUAUUUUUUCCUUUUCCUCCA
Leptopilina heterotoma is the source of this 768-nucleotide messenger RNA. RefSeq lists its product as uncharacterized. The coding region runs from base 142 to 654 and encodes 170 amino acids. The record is from RefSeq and is a predicted model, not a curated record. NCBI's taxonomy places the organism in Eukaryota, Metazoa, Arthropoda, Insecta, Hymenoptera, Figitidae. The transcript is spliced from 3 exons.